CCUCACUCGCGUUCCCAUUUCUGUGUAUCUUCCCCCGAGAAGCUACCUUCCGCCGGGAUCGGCCCUAACAUUUCUUGAACAUUACCUCUGGGAAGCAAUUGCCGUACAGGAUGAAGCGUUUUUUGCUGGUUCAGCAAGAGGCCCCCCGAUUUCAUUAAGGCCCUCAACGAACUACAUCUCCCAGAAUACUUCGUGCCUAUCUCGGACUUGGUCCUACCCUGAAGGGGCGACGCUUGGGUCGAGGGAGGGCUGCAGCCCUAUUGGCUGAGCUGGCGGGGCGGGCACACUGAAGAAAGCCUCUUUUGUUAUUGUAAAGUGCGGAGAUCGAACUUGGCUGGGAUUCCCUGAGAACUUCGAGAGGGGCUCUCUGAGGCGUUUUUGCACUUAUUAUGUUGCUUGAAAUACUGUUGGCUGUUGUCUUGGGAGCAAUCAUCUAUCUGUUUUUGACCAAGAAGGAGGAGGAAAAAUUAUCUAUGGGAGAUGGAUGGUGGGGUAAAGGACAGAAGCCUGACUCUGAAGAAGAUUCAACUGUACAUCCUUUUAAGGUGGAAACAUCAGAGGCUGAGAUAAAUUACAUACAUAGAAGACUUGAUGAGGCAAGAUUUGCUGAGCCAUUAGAAGAUAGCCAGUUUCGUUAUGGGUUUAACUCAGCUUAUCUUAGGAAGGUUGUCUCUUAUUGGAGAAAUCAGUUUAACUGGAAGAAGCAAGUGGAACUUCUCAACAAAUUCCCACAGUUCAAAACAAAGAUUGAAGGAAUUGAUGUCCAUUUUCUUCAUGUAAAACCUUCGCAUGUGCCUGAUGGCCAAUCUGCACAGCCAUUAUUAAUGAUUCAUGGCUGGCCUGGCUCAGUGUAUGAAUUUUACAAAAUCAUCCCUCUUUUGAUGGAUCCUGCAAGCCAUGGCCUGAGUGGCAAGCAUGUUUUUGAAAUAAUUUGCCCUUCCAUCCCUGGCUAUGGCUUUUCGGAGGCAUCUCACAAACGGGGCUUUAAUUCUGUGUGUGCUGCCCGUGUCUUCUAUAAACUGAUGCUCAGACUGGGAUUCCAUGAAUUCUAUAUUCAAGGAGGGGAUUGGGGCUGGCUAAUCUGUACCAAUCUGGCUCAGAUAGCUCCAAGCCACGUGAAAGGUAUGCACUUAAACAUGGCAGGAGUGCCCGCCAUGGGAUUUAAGCACCUUCUCGCUAUUCUGUUGGGACAGUAUUUCCCAGGACUCUUUGGUUUCCAGGAUGUGGAUGUCCAACAGAUGUUUCCUUUCAAGGCAAAAAUGCUCAACAAGCUUCUGGUGGAAAGUGGCUAUGCUCACAUACAAGCUACAAAGCCUGACACUGCUGGCUGUGGCUUGAAUGACUCUCCUGUGGGCUUGGCUGCGUACAUCCUGGAGAAGUUUUCUACAUGGACCGAUCCUGCCUUUCAAAAUCUAGAAGAUGGAGGACUAGAAAAGAAAUUCACUCUGGAUGACCUUCUCACAAACAUCAUGAUCUACUGGGUAUCCGGAUGUAUAGUCUCUUCAAUGCGUUUUUACAAAGAGAAUCUGGGGAAAGGAAUUGGCGUACAUAAGCAUGAGAAAGUCUCCGUUCAAGUUCCUACAGGAAUUGCUACAUUUCCCAAUGAAGUCCUGUACACACCCAAGUCAUGGGCUCAACAGAAGUAUGUGAACAUUGUUUCAUUCAACUACAUGCCCAGGGGUGGACAUUUUGCGGCUUUUGAGGAACCAGAGCUUCUUGCAGCAGACAUUCUACAGUUUGUGGAAAAAAUGGAAAAGGGUGACUUAGUCAAGAAGAAAUAAUUUCUUUGGGUGGUGGGCUGUUAUAACUGCCACUGUAGAGAGACUCCUGCAGGGCUGUAUUUUUUUUCCAAUAAAAAAAUUGAGAUUAGAAAUGGGAAAUGUGCUUUGCAUUUAGAGCAGCUUCCGCCAAAAUCCUAGAUUUUUUGUUUUGUAGCUCUGUCUCUGUGGCCAGAUGAAAACUGAAUGAUCCUCAUUCAAGGUGACAUUGUGAUGGGUUUGUACAGUGCAGUGCCUGAACACUGAAUGAGGAUGUCUCUGGUUCAAAUUGUUAUUAUUUAUGUAGCACCAUCCAUGUACAGUACAUGACAAUUUAUCAACAGUGAGCAGGCAGGUUCCUGCCACAAGGAACUUGCUGUCUGGAGGUAGACAUAAGGAGGCAACCAAGGAAGGUGAAGGAGAUCGUCCUCAUCCAUGAACUCACAAAGUAGCCUCUUAGGCAAGCCAUUCUCUCAGCCUCAGUCCUCACCCACCCCAAAUCUGAAUUAUGAGUAUGGGCACACCUAAUGAGAUGAUGUAAUAAUUGUUGGGAAUAAAGCACCUACACUUGUAACAAGUAACUAGAGCCAGUCGGGGGACCAUCGACAGAAAGGCAACUUAUUCUUCCCUUGCUAAUUCCUUCUUCAUUAAAAACGUUUUGAUUUUUUAUCAGGCUUUCCUUCCUUCUUCUUUUUCUAGCUAGGCAGAAACAAUGUAUGUGCCUGCUAGUCUCAUGACUGUAUAAUAGCCACAUGUAUGCCUGUCCUCAGAAGUGGCUUUAUUUCCCAUUAGUAAUAAAUCUUAAGUUUCUUUAUUCGUUCAACCAUACUAUUCAUUUCUGCACUCUACUGCAAUACACAUCAAACUCUAAUCAUAAUUUCUUAGACAAUGGGCAUGAAGCAAAAUUCUCUUUUCCCAAGUGCCUCUGCUAAGUGAGCUACAGCAGAUUGCCAUGAUAGAAAUGACCUUUUCAUUAGUGGCCCCUUGGUUAUGAAAUACAUUCCUUAGAGAGGCCUGCCUGGGUGCCUAUUUUAAUGUCCAUCUAGUACCAGGCCAAGGCCUUUUUUAUUUUCCCAGGUAUGUUGUGGUUUUUACACUGUGUGGAUUUCUUUUUUGUUUCUCUGCCCUUUGUUUUAGCUGAUUUAUUUUAUUAUCCCACCCUUCCUCCCAGCAGGAGCCCAGGGCAACAAACAAAGUGCUAAAAACACUUUAAAACAUCAUAAAAACAGAUCUUAAAAUACAUUAAAACAAAACAGCCUUAAAAACAUUUAAAAAACCAACUUUCAAAAAGGGUUAAAAACAUUAUUAAAAAACAUAUUAAGCAAUUCUAACACAGACGCAGACUGGGAUAGGUCUCAACCUAAAAGGCUUGUUGAAAGAGGAAAGUCUUCAAAAGGCACCGAAAAUAUAGCAGAGAUGGUGCCUGCCUAAUAUUCAAAGGUGCUACAAAGUCUCUUUUGCCCUCUGCAAAAUGAUUUUUUAAUUUUAUAGUAAUACUGUAUUAGCAGCAUUUUAUUUUACUUUGCUGUAAUCAUGUUUGCUUUACUUAUGUUUGCAAGCCACCCAGUGAGCUUUGGUUACAGGGUGGCCUAUGAAUUGUUUAAAGAAACAAAUAAAAACAAGCAUGAUCAUUAGGUAUAUCCAGA
Molecule: messenger RNA, 3403 nt
Organism: Rhineura floridana
Lineage: Eukaryota; Metazoa; Chordata; Lepidosauria; Squamata; Rhineuridae
Gene: EPHX1
Product: epoxide hydrolase 1
Exons: 9
Coding region: 390-1781 (463 amino acids)
Biological process (GO): epoxide metabolic process
Molecular function (GO): epoxide hydrolase activity
Source: RefSeq, a predicted model, not a curated record